AGCGGAAAAGCCAUGCAGAAACUUGGUAUGAAGGCCAUCACUGGUGUGAGCCGUGUUACUGUCAAGAAGAGCAAGACCGUUAUGUUUGUCAUCUCCAAGCCAGAUGUCUUCAAGAGCCCACACUCAGACACCUACAACAUUUUCGGGGAGGCCAAGAUCGAGGACAUGAGCAACCAGCUGCAGACUCAAGCCGCGGAGCAGUUCAAGGCGCCAGGUGGGAGAGCGGCCCGGGACGACGAGGAUGAAGACGAGACUAGCGUGGACAAGAAGGACAUCGAUCUCGUGAUGACGCAGGCCUCCGUGCCAAGAUCCGAGGCCGUGAAGGCGCUCAAGGCUGCCGAUGGCGACAUUGUCAGUGCCAUCAUGGAGCUGACCAACUAGGUGCUGGGAGGUUGAACUUUGACCUGAAAGUAGGGGGUGGUGGGCAGUAGUCUUUUUUGGCCAUGUCAUCUUGAAUGUUGCAGCUGCGGAACUGGAUGUUCUGUUCAUGUCUCUUCAAACUUCUGGCAUGUAGGGUGACUUUUGACAUUGAGGAUACGGCGAACUCUGGAAUUUGUGGGAAUCUGAUCUGAAUCAGUUACGCCAAUUUAUUUCUGCAAAUGCAAUAUCACUCUGUGUUUGAGACAGUA
This is a messenger RNA of Lolium rigidum, 629 nucleotides long. Its product is annotated as nascent polypeptide-associated complex subunit alpha-like protein 1. The transcript is spliced from 3 exons. Gene Ontology annotation, biological process: protein targeting to membrane. Gene Ontology annotation, cellular component: nascent polypeptide-associated complex; cytoplasm. The record is from RefSeq and is a predicted model, not a curated record. Lineage: Eukaryota; Viridiplantae; Streptophyta; Magnoliopsida; Poales; Poaceae. The coding region runs from base 13 to 381 and encodes 122 amino acids.